This is a messenger RNA of Mesoplodon densirostris (Blainville's beaked whale), 753 nucleotides long. RefSeq names its product calpain small subunit 2 (gene CAPNS2). The record is from RefSeq and is a predicted model, not a curated record. NCBI's taxonomy places the organism in Eukaryota, Metazoa, Chordata, Mammalia, Artiodactyla, Ziphiidae. Gene Ontology annotation, molecular function: calcium ion binding.
AUGUUUCUUGCAAAGGCUCUAUUGGAAGGAGCAGAUCAAGAUCGAGGUCUUGGACAAGCUCUUGGAGACCUUCUUGGAGGAGGCGGUCAGAAAAGAAGAGGAGCAGGAAAUAUUGGAGGGAUAGUUGGAGGAAUUGUGAAUUUUAUCAGUGAGGCUGCAGCUGCUCAGUAUACCCCGGAACCACCACCCACUGAGCAGCAUUUCACCAACGUGGGAAGUGAGGAAGUUAGGCGGUUUCGGCAACAAUUUGCACAACUGGCUGGACCAGACAUGGAGGUGGGUGCCACUCACCUAAUGAAUAUUCUCAACAAAGUCCUGUCUAAGCACAAGGAUCUGAAGUCUGACGGCUUUAGUCUUGACACCUGCCGGAGCAUCGUGUCCAUCAUGGACAGUGACACAACUGGAAAGCUGGGCUUCGAAGAAUUUAAGUAUCUCUGGAGAAACAUCAAGAAAUGGCAGCGUGUUUAUAAGCAAUAUGACAGGGACCAUUCUGGGUCUCUGGGAAGUUCUCAGCUGCGGGGGGCUCUGCAGGCAGCAGGCUUCCAGCUAAAGGAAUAAUUUUACCAAAUGAUUGUCCGCCGAUAUGCCGAUGAGGAUGGAAGGAAGCCCAGAAGUAUGGAUUUUAACAACUUCAUCAGCUGCCUGGUUCGCCUGGAUGCCAUGUUUCGUGCACCCAAAUCCCUGGAUAGAGAUGUGGAUGGCCUGAUUCAGGUGUCUAUCCAAGAAUGGCUGCAGCUGACCAUGUAUUCCUAA